AUGAAACGACAUAUCAGUCAGAAGCAGGCGGCUCAGGGCUCCGAUAUUUAUGAGGCCGAGUUAGUAGCGGUGGAAGGAAAGGAAAUAGAAUCUCACUACGUUCUAGCGCGAGAACGGAUUCGUCGUUGGAAUUCAACGUCUAAGUGUUAUCUGCUUGUGGAAAACUUACCAACUCCAUUACAAGCUGGAGGAGUAGCAAGCGCCAGUGUUUGGUCGUCUUGUGGUUGUCGACAGCGCCUGCUUGCGGCGGUUACAAGCGGAGGUCGCGCUGUACACUGGGCGGCAGUACCAGCACCUACACGGAACCAUAGCGAUCUUUGCCGAUUUAACUAUACAUUCCCCGUGACAGCUGACAUGGCGCCAGUUAGCUCUCUACUCGUCUACUACGUUACAGAAAACGGCGAACCAGUCAGUGAUGUGGUCAGUUUUCACGUGAAGCUUCUUCAUAAAGAGGUGGCAGUGGCAAUUGAGGAAAGACGAUGGUGGUAUCCAAGGGCGAGUCUCCAGCUCAGAGUCUUGGCACCCCCCGACUCCAUGAUGUGCUUGAUUGGAGCUCGCACACCAACUGAUUCCCGGUUCGAUGGACAUUCUUCUUCAUCAGAACACGAAGAUCUACCUGGACCGGAGUUCGUAUCAGCUGGCGUGUCACUUUUCGUGGGUGGUGGCGCCUGCGGUGGUGGUGUCUUAUACCGACAGAGAACACCCCAAGUUCGGUCUCCAGCUCAUCUAGUACCACCGGCCACGCAUGAUAGACUCUGGAUGUGGAAGUGCUUUAAUUACACGACUCAGCUAUCGACUGAUGGCGUAACAAUCGCGGCUCCAUCGGAAGCCGGUCGCUGGUCACUCUGGGCACUUUCUCUUUCGAGCCGAGGUCUUCGAUUUUCUGCUCCGAAGACCAUCAACGUCUUCCGGCCUAUACAACUGGACUUCGCCCUCCCUCCAGCCCUAAAAGUCGGCGAAACUGUCGAAGUGGAUGUGAAGAUAACGAACAAUAUUAACAAUUGUAUGGAUGUUACCGCACUUUUAGCACUAAGUGCUGGAGCUGCGUUUGCCAGUACUGGGGCUUUAUAUGUUACCGAAAGACUUCGGUUGGGACCACGCGGCGGCACCCAACUCGUCGUAAGAGUCGCUGUUAAUACACCUGGAAGAAAGAAUAUUACAGUUGAAGUAACCGGAUAUAGUGCUGACAACUGUUCAGUCUCCUAUACCUCCUUCAACAAUGAAACACUUGUGGGCUCUGUGAUUCGAUCAGCUAGUGUUCUGGUCUUGCCAGAAGGUCUGCAUAGAAGCGAUACGCAGAGUGCAUACUUCUGUGCUAAUGAACAUCUGGCGGUAUCAUCUCGCGGUUCAUGGGAGUGGCAAUGGGUGGCUGCACCGAGGAAUCGGGCGGGUUUAGUCCUCGAACUCAGAGCUCAAGGCUCUGCUCAUGUGGCAUUGUCUACUAUACAGGAAGCAUCUGACGAUAUGUAUCGAGUCGUAUUUGAGAGGAGUCGAGUCUGGAUCGCAAAAGGAAAACAUGGUUACGAUGUCCAUCUAGCAAGAGCUGAAGAGACAGAAACAGACGACGAAUGUUCUGGAACAUCCUGGUGCGCGUUCUGGGUUUGGUGGGAAGGGGGCAGACUCUCUGUUGGGAAAGGAGCGUCGCCAAAUGAAAGGCCAUUACUCGUGUGGCCUUUGCCUAAUGAUAUGCGGAUUAAAUAUGUCGGGUUCAGCGCUUUGUGGGGUGAUAAGGCUGAUUUCAGAAUAUGGAACUUCAAUGAAGAAGCCGGCUUUUCCCAAGUAUUGGAGCUAGGUCUCCCUCACGGCGUAGUCCCUGGUUCAGCAUCUGGCACUCUUCUUGUUUCUGGAGGUCUACAUCUUCCUCUGUACAGCCAAACAGACUCUUCAGACCAAUGGGCAGUUGUGUGGAAGGAUUCACAAUUGUCAGCUGCUUCAGCAAGUUUAGCGCCAUUAUUGGCUUUAGAGCAUAUUCCACAUUUGGUAGAAGAUGCGGAGAAAGAGAGGAUUUUGCAAAAACUACCUGAACAGGUCCAAAUCUUGCUAUCAUUCCGCAAAAGCGACAAUUCCUUCAGCGACCAUCCAUCAGUCAGCAGUCAUGUAUCCACAGUGAAAAUCCUAGAAAUUCUCAACAAAAUACAAUCCUACUACCCGAUAGAUCCUAAUUUGCUACUUUCUAUCAAAACUUGGGUACAAAAGCGCCAAAGACCAGAUGGCUCCUUUACUCCUUUAGCAGCUGACAAAGAAGUAGAUUAUUAUCCGGUUGAGUUCAAAUUAAACGAAACAGACGUGAACGAAUAUUAUUACGACAAAGAUGGAAAUAUGACAGAAGAAGAAAUUAAUGCUGAGAGGACUGUUGAAGUGACCGCUGAGACUUUGGUGGCGUUGCUUGAGAUUGGUGUUGAAAAUCAGUUGGAUGCAGAUGUAGCACAAAAAGCUCAGCGAUACUUGGAGAAGAAUCUGCACAAACUGACGUCACCAGCCGCCCUUGCCGCUACAGUACUAGCUUUAGUUCUGGCCAGGAGUCCGAUAGUACCAGAAGCUCUAAUAAUUCUAAGAAACGCCUCGACGACCGCGGAGGGUGAGUUCGGAUGGCCACCGCCACGGAAGGACGCCGCUGAUUGGCUCCUCGAAGAAACCUCCAGAAACAUCAAGACUACUUCAUAUGAAGCUGUAUCAAUGGAGCAAUAUGUAGCGGGUGUGAGAGUGUUGUUAACUGCGUGCGCACGCGGCGCUCUAGCAGAAGGAGAAGCGGCUGCACGGUUCCUCUACUACAGAGCUUCUACCCUCCAACGACAUCCCAGCCUCGCCUACAUCGCCACUAAGGCCGCUGCGCAAUAUGCUGCGCUUGCGCAUGACAGACACCGGGCUCUAACCGUAUCGUUGGCAACGGCGGGAAUGGAACUGACUGACACCUUGGAACUGCGAGCUAAGACUCCACCAAGACCCCUUCAACUUCCAGGUCUUCCCACCAAAGUUUUUGUUUACGCCACUGGAGCUGGAUGUGCUACUGUACAGGGCACAAUUUCAUAUUCGACUUACGCACCGAAACCAGAAAAUGCUUUGCUAAAUAUUCAAAUGGCGAUUAUUGAAGAGAUUCGCCCAGAGAGGAGCAGCAUCGAAGAUCUCCAAGGGAAUCUGCCAACUUUGAUUAUUAAGACUUGUUUCAAAUGGAAGGCCAAAGAGCCGUCUGGAAUAUUACGCGUGGAAGUAUCACUUUUCUCGGGAUACACACUAACAUCCGUGAACCCGGUAGUACUGGCCGGAGCUACCUUCGCAGAACUUCACUACGGCUCACGCGGAGAAGCAGUUUGGUUUGUCUUCAAUAAUAUCAGCUCAACAUGCCCCAUCUGUGUGACAUACGAGGCGCGAUCAAAAUUCAUCAUAACAAGCCUUCGACCUGCAUUUGCGAAGAUUUAUCCCUCAUCUAGGCCAGACCUCGCUGUGGAAACUUUCUUCCACGCAAACCCCGGAAGUCCACUCCUUAGAGGCAUCACUGAUGAUGAUUUUAUAACUUGGUUUGACAAAAAUGGUAAAACAAGUACUAAUAUUGAUAAUAUUUGCGAAUGUGGACGAAUUUGUAGUAGGGACUAUGAGUUUAGGAAACCUAAAAGCGACAAUAUUACGGACGCUACAACUGAAGUAAAUGUUCAGACAACUGAAACAUUUACUACGGAAAGUCCAACAACGGAAAGCGUAACAACGAAAUGUACAACUACGGAAGGUGUAACUACGGAAAGUGUAACAACGGAAAUCGAAAAUGUAACUUAUACCACUAAUAAUGACGUAACCACGACUCAAACUACGAAUAAUGAAACUUCACAUAAUAUUUUUACAAAUUUAACUUUAGAAAAUCCUGAAACUACCACUGAUAUAGUUAAUGUAAAUACUAAUGCUAAUUUUACAGAAAAACAAGAAUCUACUACUUCGAAAAAUGAUCACCAUAUUAAAAUCACAAUAUUAAAGAAUUCUACUGAAAAACAAAUAAACAAUAAUCUCGAAGCGCAUUUACUUAGUAAAGACCUCGUGAACAAGAUUUCCAAAUCAAAACUCCACCCGAAAAAAUUGGAUAUAAAAAAGAAACCUUUACCAAGAAGGAAAGGUACUCUAAAAGCCACUUACGGAGAUAAACAAGACAAAUACUUUUCCAAAGUUAAAACAACCGAUAAUCCUAACACAACCACUUUUUUAACAAAUAUUACCCAAAUUAAUAACACUCAAAACAUUCACAUUGAAACAACCGCUGAAAAAAAUAACGUAACAGCCCCUCCUACAGUCAGUUCACCAACGUCACGCCUAGAAACAUCUACAAUAGCUCACACAAUAACAGCAAUCACAAAAAGCAAUAUAAAAACAAUACAUUACAAAACAAAAAAACCAAAAGCCCGUACACAAAUACAAAAGCCAAACGUGACAAACAACCAAACUCUCAAAACAAAAACGGACGAAAACAAAACAAAAGUAAAUAAAAUAAAACCAUUAAAGUCAAUUAACAAAGAGAUACACAAAAUACCGUCAACGCCGAUUUCUGAGACUUCAAAAGUUUUGAGUAGUAUUAAAUCAGAAGUUGUCCCAGAAAAUAAAGAUGGCUUCGAAAUACUUGACAAAAAUCAUCUUUGGGAGUUGCUCAAGGAAGACCCAGAUGACAUGAAAAUUGAUAAAAAUAUCGUGAAGGUGUCAAAUUUAAAUGAAAAUCGGUCAUUAUAA
This is a messenger RNA of Pieris macdunnoughi, 4704 nucleotides long. NCBI's taxonomy places the organism in Eukaryota, Metazoa, Arthropoda, Insecta, Lepidoptera, Pieridae. The record is from the annotation of a GenBank genome assembly.